AUCAUGUCCACAUAAGGAAAACGAUUAAUCCUAUCAUUAAUUAUACAACAAGGUGCGAUAUAUCGCAUGCUACCAUACUGAUAGUGAUAAAUCUCCACAACAACCAGUUUAUAAUUACGCGGUUAUGAAAGUAACAUCUGCCGUGCUGUUCAUUGGUUACAUUUUACGCAGGAGAGAUGAAAGUGACAAAAGUAUUUCGGAAUGAAUGGUUACUGUCUUUGCUGUGGAGCUGUUGAACUACAUUGCUGUCGGAAACUGUUAUGAGACUACCGCAAGAAUAACGUCUUUCAUAAUAAAGAAGUAUUAUGACGAAUCUAAAUCGUCGUGGCAGUUUGUCAGCUACAAGCAUUGACACAACUUCUGUGGAAAAUGUAUUUACUGACGAGACAGAUGUUCCUUCUUAUUACGUCAUUUGUGAUGAUGGUUUGGUUAAUGGUCUUAUACCUCGAAUGGCGACGUCGCUUUCAUCUCCUUUGUCAAGGAAAAACAAUCGGCUCUCUACUUAUAAGAAGAAAGAUCUCACCAGGACCAGGUCAUUGCCUAGUAAAAAUGAGAUCACUUAUUCAAACCGUCGACACAAAGACCUACCAGAUAUCGAAAGAAAAAUCAUUGACAGUUAACCGACCCGUCUUAACCUUUCAAAAAUGCCGACCAUUUCCGUCAGAGCUAGAAGCACUUGAGGCUUGCUAUUGGUUGAGAGCUACGGGAUUUCCACAGUACGCACAGAUGUAUGAAGAUUCCUUGUUUCCAAUUGAUAUUGCAGCCGUAGCUAAAGAUCAUGAUUUCCUGGAUCAAGAUUCUAUUGAAGCAUUGUUUAGGCGUCUUCAAACCCUGAACAAUUGUGCAAAACUGAAGCUACAUCCAAGAAAGAUCGACGAAUACGAUUCGGACGACGAAGAACUUAUUGCGCUCAGCUCAAGAUGGAAAUUACAACGUAAAAAUCGAAAGUGGUCAAGAAGGAGAAGAUCCGAUGAUGCAUUGAGGGUCGCUAUUAGUGAGAAUACGCCAAACUGUUCGCAAAAACCUUCACAACGUACGUACACGCAUUGCAAGGAAAGUAACUCAAUGAAAGCCGAUAACGAUAAAAUAAUCAAUGUAAAUAAUAUUAACAACAAUGGUAGCAAUACCGCCCUUGAACUAUUUUACUCGAGACUUCACGAAAGAAGACCGAGUUUGUAUGAUAAUCUUCCAAUAAACAAUUGCACGACAAGGAACUCACUUGGUAAAUCUUCACUCAUCAAUGGUGAUGAAAGUGAUACUGAAGUUGGGUCACCUGUGGCGAAGAGAAGGCCUGGGAGCGAACGAUAUUCGUCAUCUCAUAGUGCUGUUGGAGGAGACGCUCUAGGUUCAUCACCAGAGGACCAAUCAUCUGACGAGGAAGAUGUAUCUAAAGAUUUAGAACUAGUCAAGUCGUUGAAUGAUCAAGCUCCGCGCACUGAUAAACCACGGGCAAAGAAGGCGAGGUGGCAUAGCUUUCAAAGAACGAAGAAUCCACGAAGAGACUCCGCUUUACCUUCUCUGAAAAUAUCUAAUUUAUCUGGCGGUCAAUUGGCAGUUCUGAGAAAACUCUCUCUUCUCAAACUAACGGCUCUAAUAGAAAGAUAUUCGACAGCACAUAGAGGAAUAGGAUGGUCUGUUCCGAGAAUUUUUAAGAAAAUCAUCUCACCAGAUUAUAAAGGGAAGAACGUCUUCGGAGUACCAUUUUUAGUCAAUGUUCAACGAACUGGUCAUUCAUUACCCAAAACUAUUCUAAGCGCAAUCAAUCACUUACGUCAAUCUGCACUCCAGUCCGUUGGGUUAUUUCGAAGAUCAGGAGGAAAGCAACGAAUUCAUCAACUGAAAUCCUUAAUGGAGGAAAAUCCUGAGUUAGACGACUUUCAAGAUUGGGCUAUUUUUGAUAUUGCUGACGUGUUGAAGAUUUACUUCCGAGAAUUACCUGAACCAUUGUUAACUGUGAAAUUAGCGGACACGUUCCUAUCCAUUCAUCAACAUGUUCCGAAAGAGCUGAGACUUGGAGCAAUGCAGGCUGUUGUGCUUCUAAUGCCAGACGAAAACAGAGAGGCUCUACAAACCUUGCUAUUGUUCCUGCACGACGUUGCUCAACAAUCUAGCGUGAACCAGAUGACUGCCAACAAUUUGGCCGUGUGCUUUGUUCCUGCUUUCUUUCAUUUGUGUGGAGCAUCCGAUGACGUCAUUGGUCAUCCUAAAAGAGUAAAACGACCUGCAAUGAAUAAAGCAGCUAAAGAAUUAUCUAGUGGUCUCGACGCUCAAGAAUGUAUCACACAAAUGAUUAACGACGUCAGAAAAUUGUUUGCUAUUCCGCAAGAUACGAUGAUGAAAUCAAAGUUUUCGUAUAUUGAACAAGGAGAACCCGUUACUCUCGAAGAGCUGGGAAAAUUAGAUGGAUGUACAAAUGAAGAUUAUCACAGUUACCUUGAAACUUGUAUAGCUUCGAUAUUAAAGGAAUCACGGCUAAAGUUUAAGAGUUGGUUAUCAUAUACGUGGCCUGAGGCAAUUCCAUCAAUUGAAAUAUCGUAUAAGAAAGUACGAGAUGGUUAUCCCCUGAGACUGUGGAAAGCGACCACAGAAAUUGACGCUGAACCUGAUGCUGUUAUGCGAAGAAUAACUCAUGAAAGAAAACAAUGGGAUAAUGAACUCUUAUCGGAAAAUGUUAUUCAAGAGCUGACAGAAAACACACAAGUCUAUAAAUAUGUCACCCGAACCACCUUACUACAUCCACCACAAGAUCAUGUCAUUCUAAGAACAUGGCGAUCAAAUAUUGACAGUGGAAAAUGUGUUGUAGUGACUACCUCAAUUGCUCAUACUGAAAUAAACACGGCCGAAAGUGUCCGUGCUACUGUACUCGCGUCAAGAUACCUGAUUGAACCCAUAGAACAUGGAAGAUCUCGCCUAACUCACGUCUUCAGGGUUGACCUCAGGGGUCGUACUCCAGACUGGUAUCAUGCUGCCAUGCCCCCAAUUCUUGCGAACUCCAUUCAAAGAAUAAAGAACUCGUUUUUAGGGGAUGGUGAUGGUCAGGAAACAAACGUUUAGGAGUGAAAAAAAAAAGAGUAUGAACCAUUGUUGGGGGAACAUGUCCUACGGAGGUAUUCGGUGUUCCGUUUAGGCCAAAAGUUAAAAAGAGAGGAAUUUGUGUUGAACUCAUAUCGAGAAUUUGUAUUGUAAUCCAAUGUUAUUUAGGCAGCCUCUUCGAAGUGGGAAACAAAAGACUAUAAAAAGACCCUAUUAAAUACCCCUGCCAAACAUUAGUGCUUAAAUUAUAUUUGUAUCAUGCAUGGGUGCGCGAAUGAAUACAAAUCUCAGUGACAUUGUUUAAAAGGGAACGUUUUAUAAAUUUCACAUAAGUAUAGAGCCUAGUUUUCAAUUGAAGCCGACGUUUGAUGACUGAUGAGUAUAACAUCUUUGUGUCUGAAAUUAAUUGAUUUCCGACAUUGAACGAGCAUCAAGUCGGCGACUGAGCGGGGUUACGAUGAUCAAGCCAAGGACUUACUAACUUUACAAUCAAGUGAAGUAAAUUAGUGAUUAAAUAUCUUAGAAAUUUAAAGACGUGACAAAUCAACAUUACCAUUCGCACAUUAUAUGCGUUUUCUCUUGGUCGUCUUUAAAUUGCUAAUUUCUUCAUUUCAUAUUGAAGUAACUGACUUUAAAUACGAAAAUGGCAAGGAAUAAAAUCAUACAUUUUAGGAAAUAAAUAAUUGGAGUGUACAAUUUUAGUGUUGUUUUAACACAUAAACAUACGCAUAGGACUAUAAAUUGUAUGCCAUGAUUCAACUGUAUAUAUUUGUAUUUAAAUUUAAAACGAACUCCAACUGAUUCUCAGCAAGAGUUUUAUAAAGUUGUCUAUAAUUUCAUAUUCCACGCUGAUUUUGCGGCAUUAGUUAUUCACUGAUAUUCCCAAUGGCUAACAAAUUAUCAUUUCACACCCAAAUAACUUGUGCAAAACCUGUAGACUAACUAUCCUAGGUAUUAAAGUAGAUAUACAUCGAUUUCUAUUCUCCUUGCUUCCAUCUCGACUUUAGAUUUUUAAAGCUUUGGUCACAGCCCAGGUUGAGU
This is a messenger RNA of Dendronephthya gigantea, 4074 nucleotides long. RefSeq names its product rho GTPase-activating protein 7-like. Gene Ontology annotation, molecular function: protein binding; lipid binding; GTPase activator activity. The record is from RefSeq and is a predicted model, not a curated record. Lineage: Eukaryota; Metazoa; Cnidaria; Anthozoa; Malacalcyonacea; Nephtheidae. Gene Ontology annotation, biological process: regulation of Rho protein signal transduction; signal transduction; actin cytoskeleton organization. The transcript is spliced from 22 exons. The coding region runs from base 370 to 3054 and encodes 894 amino acids.